Molecule: messenger RNA, 2116 nt
Organism: Spea bombifrons (plains spadefoot toad)
Lineage: Eukaryota; Metazoa; Chordata; Amphibia; Anura; Pelobatidae
Gene: C10H11orf16
Product: chromosome 10 C11orf16 homolog
Exons: 8
Coding region: 1-1836 (611 amino acids)
Source: RefSeq, a predicted model, not a curated record
AUGAUAACGGUCACAUAUAUGAAGCGUGUUAAAUGUGGAAGUCUCUGCCCCGACGAGGAAAGCUCCUGCCGUCCGAUCUCCUUCGGCUGCCCGAGCCCCGUCGCCCCGCACACCGCGGUCCUGGCGAGAAGGCAGCGCGACGGCUUUUACUACCUGGCGACCGUAAAGCAGGAGGAAUGUCGGGGGGUUUUCCUGAUAGAGUUUGAUAAGCCGGCGGGCGGCCGACACCAAACGCAGCUGCAGAAGACGGCGGCCGACGACCUGAUCCCGUACUAUGACGCGCUGAGACGUUGUAUCGUCCCCGGAGACACUGUCUUAUCUCCAUGGGAACCGGAGCAAGUGAGAUACGGACCGGGAAUCGUUACCCUGGGCCUGGAGACCCGGGACCCCCUACGGGUCACGGAGGACGAGGAGCUGACAGUCAGUUUCUGGAAUGGUAAGAAGGCGCGCGUGCCUCUCGGUGUUGCCGUGUGGGUUUCCCCGUCCGUGUACUGGAGGGUUAUGGACGCGCUCCACCAGCCGAUCGGCAGCAGGCAGGCGGUCCAGGACGGGGAGGUGGCGGCCCACGCGUGCGCGGACAGGUUCACGUCGGCCCCCCAGCUGUGCCUCGGAAGCCAACUUUAUCGCCACGAGUGGCUCCAGCGCCCGGCCUGUUCCCCUCACGCACAUCGCCGCUGCGCCUGCUGCUGCUACCCCAAAUACCCAACCUGCACCUGCUGCUGGGACCCCAAGUGCCCCGACUGGUGGUCUCUCACCCCUACGGCCACGGUGUACGUUCGGGGCAAGAAGGAAGAUGGUGAAGACACUUCGUUGUCCUCGAGACGAAGAGAAAUCCCGACGAGAGAAAGAUCCCGUCAACUCUCAAGUUCUUCUGAGUCUGAAGAGGAGACCGAAGAGUCCCUCGAUGAUGAUGAUGAUGACAGCGACCAAGAAACAUGGCUGUCCAAGACCACUCUGAGUACAACGGUGGACAGCGGGGUGAACACAGACUCCAGCCUGUGGGACAAGCCGCAAGCGGACAUCAGCGAGCGGCCUGAAUGGAAGUAUUGGAGACGAAGCCCCCCGGAACCUUUCCAUCGAAAACCAGGACACGGCGAGAAGAAGAUGAAAGGCAGAACAUCCAAAGCGGAUUCCGGAGUAUCGUGGGUAGACGGCGCUGGAUCAACCAAUCAGAGCGCGCUGUUCGAAAGGAUCGCAGAUUCCCCCGGCAAAAGCUUGACAGUAAGAGACGUCCUCGUUCACCAAGACUUCCACCCGUCGGACGCGAGAUCGGCGCCCCCGGCCGUCGAACGCCUUGGAGAAUCCGAGGCGGAGAAACUGAGACGGAAGCAAGCGGUCCUGGAAACGCGGAAAGAGAAGAUAAUAAAGCAUCGUGAAUGGGAAGAAAAGAGAGAGCAGAACGAAGACCAAAAAUACUCCGACGGCCAGGAGGCUCACAGGGUGAAGACGCUGCAGCGCUUAAAACACGAAGACGUGAAGCUGAAGGAGAAGGCGUCUCGAGCCGCCCAGAGUAUGAAAGCCAAGCAGGAGGCUCGCGAGAGUAACAGUCUGCGGCUGCAGACCAUCGCAGCCGAGGACAAACAGAAAGAGCAGCGCAGGAUGGAGCACCUGCGCCACGUCCGGGAAAAGAUCGACCAGAGGGAGUUUGAGAAAUGUGCCGCCAACGAACGGAGGGAAAUAAAGCAGGAGGAAGCGAGGAGGAGGAAGGUGAACGAUCGUUACAGAGACGUCGCCGAGAAAGUCGCCCUGGCCGAAAAACAAGAAACGCGCGGCGGAAUCCGCAUCCAGGCAGAGACGUACCGCGGCCCCCGGGAUCUGAGCCCCUCCUGGGCAUAGAGAUCAAAUUCUACCUCCGAUGAAUGCCCUCUUCUAUACAUGAUUUAUUUUCUGCUGCUAUGGCAACAACCUCUUUCGUUCUAUGAAUCAUCUCCCUGCGGUAGAUGCUACCGACAAAUAUUUAUUAUUAUUAUUAAAAUUUCCCCACAAACCCCCCCGACCGGAAGUUGUAUUUUUUACCGUCUGCUCUCUCGUGGUAUUUUUCAUGCUGUUCGUGCCAUAAAUACCAAUUUUCAAGCCAAAAAUGUAUCUGCUUUUGGGAAAGACAUAAGUGGCCCUU